AUGGUCACUAAUAAGUUACUGUUAUUACUAUUACUAUUACAGAGACCCAGCAUUGAUAGUCAAGAAGAAAUUACUACAGAAAGUAAGAUUUUGGAUUUUGAGUCAGCUGGUUCUUCUUCUCCAUCACACCAGUUGCACAUUCAUAAUGUAAUUGCACCAAGUUCUAAUUAUGAAUCUAAACAAUCCGUUCCAAAUUUAUCAUCUAGUUUGCAAGCCAUUCAGGUUGGAUCUCGUUUUCUAGUCAGCACAGUGGUUGAUGAAAAUUAUGAAAAUACAUUAUCGUCACAAGUGUCAGCAAUGUCAAAAGAUUCUGGAAUGGGAACAUCUGUUCAGGUAAUCUGUUUUUUCAUAUAUCAAAUAAUUCUAAAUGAAUAUAUAAUAGACUAGCUGUUACUCACGGCUUUGCCCGCGUGGAUUUUGCAAGCAAACCCCAUUUAUAAUCUGUAUUUCAACAACCAUAGUAAUUAUUAUAUAACACCUACCGCUGAGAAUGAUGAGAAUU
Centruroides sculpturatus (bark scorpion) is the source of this 502-nucleotide messenger RNA. RefSeq lists its product as uncharacterized. The record is from RefSeq and is a predicted model, not a curated record. NCBI's taxonomy places the organism in Eukaryota, Metazoa, Arthropoda, Arachnida, Scorpiones, Buthidae. The transcript is spliced from 3 exons. The coding region runs from base 1 to 387 and encodes 128 amino acids.